Molecule: messenger RNA, 2172 nt
Organism: Lolium rigidum
Lineage: Eukaryota; Viridiplantae; Streptophyta; Magnoliopsida; Poales; Poaceae
Product: preprotein translocase subunit SCY2, chloroplastic-like
Exons: 13
Coding region: 16-1581 (521 amino acids)
Biological process (GO): thylakoid membrane organization; protein localization to chloroplast; SRP-dependent cotranslational protein targeting to membrane, translocation
Cellular component (GO): membrane; plastid envelope
Molecular function (GO): signal sequence receptor activity; transmembrane protein transporter activity
Source: RefSeq, a predicted model, not a curated record
UCGGCAACCAUCGCGAUGCUCUCCUCCGCCGUCGCGCUCUCGCUCCCCAUCCCGCCCCUCCGCUUCGCCCCCAACCAUCCGUCUCUUCGCGCCCACCACUGCCACCUCCUCCUCACCCGCACGGCCAGCCGCCCGCUCCCCGCGCCUCGCCGCCGCCUCCUUCUCGCUCCGAGGGCCUCUCCCUCCGCCGCCGAGCCGGCGCGUGACGGCAGCAGCAAGGUGCCCGGGUAUCGGAACAGGUUCCUGGACCUGGCGCGGCUGGGGGCGGUGGCGGAGGGCGCGGCGGAGGCCUUCUUCCGCAGCGAGAUCCGCCGCCGGCUGGCCGUCACCGCCCUGCUCAUCGUGCUCAGCCGCGUCGGCUACUUCGUCCCGCUCCCGGGCUUCGACCGCCGCCUCAUCCCCGACUCCUAUCUCAGCUUCGCCCCGCUCCCCGCAGAUGACCUGGUUGAUUUCGCCUCUGAACUGAAGCUGUCGUUCUUCCAGCUGGGAAUCAGCCACCAGAUAUCAGCAUCUAUUGUGAUGCAGGUUCUUUGCCAUGUUCUUCCAUCACUUGAAAAGAUACGCAAGGAAGGAUUAGAUGGGCAUGAGAAGAUCAAAAGCUAUAUAUGGUGGCUGUCACUGGGUUUUGCAAUUGUGGCUGCUUGUACUGUGUCAUGCUAUUCGCUGCAGUAUUCCAUAUAUGCAGCAAGUUACAGGGUUAAGCAUGUCGUAUUAACAAGCUUUCUUCUUGUCCUCGGUGCAAUGUCAACGACAUGGAUCUGUGACACCAUAUCGGAAUCUGGAUUUGGGCAUGGCUCAUCUUUGAUUAUUUGUGUGGGAAUAUUGACUGGUUACACAAAUACACUACACAAGAUGCUAACUCAAUUUUCAGGAAAUGUGUACAUGUGUUGGCCCUACAUCUUGGGAAUAGCUGGAAUCUUUAUGAUGGUUACUAUGGGGGCAGUGCUGGUGACUGAAGGGUCUAGGAAGAUAAAACUUCAAUACUACGGAUUUAAAUUAGCUUCUGGUGCAAGGAAUGAAAACUCCCCAGUUACAGAGGUUGAGCCAUAUAUUCCCUUCAAUAUAAACCCAACAGGGAUGCAGCCUUUGCUUACAACCUCAUACCUUCUUGCUUUUCCAAGUAUUAUGGCCAGCAUUUUUGGUUCACCGUUUUGGGAGAACUUGAAGGAAAUUUUGAAUCCAAGGACUUUUGGUGGUAGUCCUUGGGUUUAUUAUUUGACCUAUGCGUUUUUUGUCUUCGUCUUCAACAUUUUUGACAUUGCCAACUUACCAAAAGAGAUAUCUGAUUACCUAAAUAAGAUGAGUGCCAGAGUACCAAAGAUAAAGCCUGGAAGAGCAACAGUAGAUUAUCUUACAAAGAUACAAACGUCGACACGUUUCUGGGGAGGUCUACUGCUGAGCUUGCUGGCAACUUCCUCAUUAUUACUUGACAGAUAUCUUAGACAAAUAAAUGAGGGGUUUUCCAUAGGGUUCACAUCAGUCUUGAUUAUUGUGGGCUCCAUUAUUGAACUGAGAAGGUCCUAUCAAGCAUAUAAUGUGAUGCCAGCACUAAGCAAAGUUUUGAAGAGAUAUGGUGCAUAAGGUUAUGUAAACAUGAUGGUGCCAUCCAGAAGUACCUCACAAGCUGCUGUCGGGUUUUGUUACAAUGAGAGGGAGUUGGUUGUGGAGCAUUCCCCAAGGACAUGAGUUCGGCUAAAGAACCAAUGAGGAUAUCCAGUUGUUUUUUACAGCAGAAUGUCCAGCCGUUCUUGAUACAGUGAGGAGGAAGGAGCUGCGCCAUUGUGCCUUUGGGUUUUGUUGCUGAUGGCUUUCUGUUUUGUGGACAAAAAAGAAGGAUACCAGUUCCAUCCUGUUGUAUAAAUUUCUUGCGGAUCAUAUUGCCAAACAGCUUACUGGAAGUUAGGUUGUAAUUGCCUGGAGGUGCUGUCAAAUCGAAUGACCUGUGGAAGGCGAACAUUGAUUGUUCCAACAUAUGAAGCUGACAAAGAAUGACUAGCACUUCAAUGUGCCAUAUGCGAUAAUUCACCUGUCUACUAUAGUGAGUAUGAACUUAGUGCUGAUGAAUUUGACAGAGAAAAUUCCUGUGGAGAAUCCUAUGAUAGAUGAAUGAAAAAACAUUUUAUACUAUUGCUGCUACUACUACUACUUUAAAUGAGGAUGCUUAUGAACUUA